Molecule: messenger RNA, 379 nt
Organism: Paramecium octaurelia
Lineage: Eukaryota; Ciliophora; Oligohymenophorea; Peniculida; Parameciidae
Source: the annotation of a GenBank genome assembly
AUGUUUGAUAAGAUUGCAUUAAGUGUGUUUGCAAAACUAAUCAAUUAAUAUGACUACUUACUACUUGCUAGAAACAACAUUAACAACAAGGAUAUUAUCAAGUUAUAUGAACUGUUGCAUAUUUGUCAAGUGAAACUUGCUAGUCAACAUAUGCUUCUUGCAUUGGGAAAUUCGUAACAAACAAGGUAAACAAGUGAUAGUUUAUUAAGUGAUUCAUUUCAACAAAUUAAUGAGUUCAUACAAUAAAGUCAAGAUAAAAAAUCACAAAAGAGAAGAAGUUUGAUGAUAUAUAUCUUUGUUGUAGAGAUGCAGUUGAUCUUAUUGCUAAAGCUAUUAGAAUAUUACCCAAUAUACUGCUGUUGAUGAUCUAAGAAAUAUA